This is a messenger RNA of Oncorhynchus kisutch (coho salmon), 2239 nucleotides long. RefSeq names its product rhodopsin kinase grk7a. Gene Ontology annotation, cellular component: cytoplasm. Gene Ontology annotation, biological process: signal transduction; protein phosphorylation; regulation of signal transduction. The transcript has 4 exons. NCBI's taxonomy places the organism in Eukaryota, Metazoa, Chordata, Actinopteri, Salmoniformes, Salmonidae. Gene Ontology annotation, molecular function: rhodopsin kinase activity; ATP binding. Bases 138 to 1784 code for a protein of 548 amino acids. The record is from RefSeq and is a predicted model, not a curated record.
ACCUGGAGAGAAUUGGAAACACUACAGGGAAGCACACACAGGGAAAGAACACAGUCUUAGCAUCAUCUUACAGCGGCCUUAGCUCCCUGCUCAGCCACACUGUGUAGUAGGGACAACCCAACGCAGCAGCCGCCAACAUGUGUGACAUGGGGGGAUUGGAUAAUCUGGUGGCGAACACGGCCUACCUUAAGGGGGGUGAUGAAAAAGAGAUGAGGAAGAGGCGACGUAGCCUGUCCCUGCCCAAGCCAGAACAGUGCGUGUCCAUCCGCGCCGCGGUUGGGAAAGAAUUUGAGAUGCUCUGCGAGAGGCAGCCCAUAGGGAAGAAGUUCUUCCGGCAGUUCCUCCUGGAGUCCAACCUGCAGUACGUGGCGGCCGCAGAGUUCCUGGACGAGUUAAUCGACUGGGAUCUGGCAGAAGGCGCUGGCAAAGAUAAGGCGAGGAUGAACAUCAUCAACAAGUUCUGCAAGGCUGACUCCAAGAACUUCCUGUCCUACCUGACAGGAGAGGUAGCGGACAAGUGCAAGGCGGUGUCGGACAAGGACUUUGAAGACGUGAUGAUGGGCAAGGUGAAAGAUGCCACACGGGAGUACCUGAAGGAAAAGCCCUUCACAGAGUACCAGACCAGCCCUAACUUUGACAAGUUCCUGCAGUGGAAAGAGUACGAGAAACAGAAAAUCACUGAUAAGUAUUUCUAUGAGUUCAGGACCCUGGGUAAGGGAGGCUUUGGAGAGGUGUGUGCCGUGCAGGUGAAAAACUCAGGCCAGAUGUACGCCUGCAAAAAGCUGUGCAAGAAGCGUCUGAAGCAGAAGAAUGGUGAGGGCAUGGCACUGCUGGAGAAGCAGAUCCUGGAGAAGGUUAACAGCCUGUUCCUGGUGAACCUGUCCUAUGCCUACGACUCCAAGACCCACCUGUGCCUCGUCAUGACCCUGAUGAAUGGCGGCGACCUCAGGUACCAUAUCUAUAACAUUGGUGAAAAAGGCCUUGAAAUAGGCCGCAUCAAUUACUACAUUGCACAGGUCACCACAGGAAUCCUCCACCUACACGCCAUGGAUAUAGCGUACCGAGACAUGAAGCCAGAGAACGUGCUACUGGACAGCUUCGGCCAGUGUCGACUCUCGGAUCUGGGGUUGGCCGUGGAGCUGCCUGGCGAAAAGACCAUCAAUCAAAAGGCUGGCACAAGUGGCUACAUGGCCCCAGAGAUCCUGAAGAAAGAGCCUUACCGGAUGUCAGUGGACUGGUGGGCCCUGGGCUGCAGUAUCUACGAGAUGGUGGCAGCUCGCCUGCCCUUCAAGGACUAUAAGGAGAAGGUGCAGAAGGAGGAGGUGGCACGGCGCACCCUCGAGGAUGAAUGCAAGUACGAGCACAAGAACUUUGACGAGGGCACCAAAGCCAUCAUCAACCUCUUCCUCAAGAAGAAAAUUGACGAGCGUCUGGGAUGCAGGACCAAGAACGAGGACCCAAGGAAGCACGAGUGGUUCAAAGGCAUUAACUUCCCUCGACUGGAGGCGGGGCUGAUUGACCCACCCUGGGUCCCCAAGCCCAACGUGGUCUACGCCAAAGACACGGGGGACAUCAAAGAUUUCUCUGAGAUUAAGGGUGUCGUGUUUGACGACAAAGAUGACAAAUUCUUCAAGGAGUUCAACACGGGGGCGGUGCCCAUUGCAUGGCAACUGGAAAUGAUUGACAGCGGACUUUUUGACGAGCUGAACGACCCCAACAGGAAAGAGUCGGCCGCUGGAUUGGACGACGAGGAGAAGAAAUCAAAAUCCUGCACGCUUUUAUAAAAUGUCCUCUAUACUAUAGUUAGGACUUUUGUAAUUUUCAAAGCUAUCUCAUUAAGAACACUGUGACGAUAAUCAUAGCAACAAAAAAAGAUGUGAAGUGGUAGUAAAAUCCAGAGCCAGGUCAAGACACAUAUUUCCACCACUUCACACAUUUUUUUGUGGAUAUGAUUCUUCCUGCUCUAUGACAUUGUAAUGAUCAUGAUAAGCCACAGCACUUACGAUAAUAUCAGGAAUCGAUAAGGUGAUUUUGUCUAUAUCAAUGGGCAGGGACAGUGUCUGUGGUAGAAUCAACAGGAAAAAGCUAGACUAGAGCUGGAAUGGGGACUGUGCUUUACAGGCACUGGCAGAGUUGCGGUAGCAGGCUUCUACCACAAGGUGUCCCCAGAUAUCUAGAUAUGUGGAUAUUCACAAGUCUUCUCAAUAUUCACCUGCUUGAAACGUCUUGCCUUUUUUUA